AUGGCCGGAACGGCCGCACCUUGGGUCCUUGCGGUGCUGCUGACGGCUGCAUGCGCGUGGCCCGCGGCCGCAGAGAAAGUGGGGCUGCUUGGCGGCUUCUUCCCUUUCGCGUAUACGGAUGAGCUCGGCGCGCUCACAGGCUUCGACGUGGCGGUGGCGGCCGAGGCGUGCGCCGCCGCCAACAUCUCCUGCGACUUUGUGCCCAUAACCAAUGUGGCAGACCGCAUCCCCUCGCUGCAAAACGGCACCGUCGACAUCCUGGCGGCGGCGCUGGUGUACACGCCCGAGCGAGAGGCCCUGGUGCAGUACGUGCGGCCCUUUUACUAUGCCUCGGGCACCUCUCUGAGGGCCCUGGAGGCAAACGCUGCGGGGCUGGCAUCAAGGGGCGGCUGGGAGGCCAUCCGCGGGCAGCCGGUGUGCACCGUGGACGGCCACUACCUAAACGAUUACAUCCAGGAAACGUACAAGCCGAAGCUGGUGGUACUGCCCAGCGAGGGGGCGGUAGUGGAUGCGCUGGUGGCUGCCCGCCAGUGCGUGGCCGCCUUCACCGACUCGGCCUCGCUGGUGUUCGAGCAGCAGGCGCGCAGCAGAUACAACGCCAGCGUGGUGGCGGUACCCGGGGAGGCACCGCUGGAUACCCAGCCGUACGGCCUGGCGGUACGCCAAGGGGAGGACGAGCUGGCCACGCGGCUGGCGGGAGCCCUGGUGGGGCUUCUGAACGAGGGCAACGCCUCUGUCAUUUACCAGCUGGAGCAGGAGUUCAUUCUGGCCAACGGCGGCAGCCCCGCGCCCUACCUCCCCACCUUGACGGAUGCGCUCACCUACCUGGUGCCGCAGGAGGAGGAGGAGGAGGCGGGGGCGUGA
This is a messenger RNA of Chlorella variabilis, 864 nucleotides long. RefSeq lists its product as hypothetical. The transcript has 4 exons. Gene Ontology annotation, cellular component: outer membrane-bounded periplasmic space. The coding region runs from base 1 to 864 and encodes 287 amino acids. The record is from RefSeq and is a predicted model, not a curated record. Lineage: Eukaryota; Viridiplantae; Chlorophyta; Trebouxiophyceae; Chlorellales; Chlorellaceae.